AAAGCAAAAACCCUAAACCCAAUCCAAUACAAGAGCAUCUUCAGCGAGAGUGCGUAGGGUUAGAAUAUGGGAUUUUUGUCCUGAGAAAACAGAGAGAUAUGGCUUCCUCUGCAGCUCAAAUCAGCUUCUGCAAUACUGCACCUGCUUCCUUCAGGAAGCCCACUUUCAGACCCUCAACGACGGCGUUCUCGGGGCAAAGACUUUACAAUACAACGCACUUUGGGAGUUCGCCAAGCUCGGCGUCCCUGAAGCUGAGUGGCAACAACUGCAAUGGGUGGAGCAUAGGACCCUUUGGUAUGGCGAGCGAGAAAGUGACGGGAAUCUAUCUGGGCAACGCAAACUCGGCGUUUGGGGCAAUCGGUAUCAACUGCUCUCGCUCAUCUUCCUUCCACUGCUUCGCUCAGAAAACAGCGCGGUCUGUUUCUGUCAACGCCCAAUCGGACACGGCCCCAGCGGCUGGAGAGGAAAGAGUGGUCGUCUUGGUGAUCGGUGGAGGAGGUAGAGAGCACGCGCUUUGCUACGCAAUGAAGCGGUCCCCUUCUUGCGACGCUGUGUUUUGUGCGCCUGGAAAUGCCGGAAUCUCCAAUGCAGGGGACGCCACGUGUAUACCUGACCUAGACGUCUUCGAUAGCUCCGCUGUCAUUUCGUUUUGCCGGAAAUGGGAUGUAGGACUCGUCGUCGUGGGACCGGAGGCUCCUCUUGUUUCGGGUAUUGUGAACGAUUUGGUUAAGGCUGGAAUCCCUGCUUUCGGACCCUCAUCGGAGGCUUCUGCUUUGGAAGGUUCAAAGAAUUUCAUGAAGAGUCUGUGUGACAAGUAUGGAAUUCCUACUGCCAAGUAUAAGACAUUCACGGAUGCUUCUAAUGCAAAGCAAUAUAUACAAGAGCAAGGGGCACCAAUCGUUAUUAAAGCAGAUGGGUUGGCUGCUGGAAAAGGUGUUAUUGUUGCUAUGACACUGGAGGAGGCAUAUGAAGCUGUUGAUUCAAUGCUUGUAAAAGGGGUUUUUGGUUCUGCAGGUUUCCGUGUCAUUGUUGAGGAAUAUCUGGAAGGUGAAGAAGCAUCCUUUUUCGCGCUUGUGGAUGGAGAGAAUGCUAUACCUCUACAAUCCGCUCAGGACCAUAAACGAGUUGGGGAUGGUGAUACUGGACCCAAUACUGGUGGGAUGGGGGCAUACUCUCCUGCUCCCGUGUUGACUAAAGAACUUCAAGAUUUGGUCAUGAAAUCUAUAAUUCUUCCCACUGUGAAAGGGAUGUCAGCAGAGGGCUGCAAGUUUGUUGGGGUUUUGUAUGCGGGGCUCAUGAUUCAGAAGAAGUCUGGCUUACCAAAGCUAAUUGAGUACAAUGUGCGGUUUGGAGAUCCCGAGUGUCAGGUAUUGAUGGUUCGCUUGGAGUGUGAUCUGGCUCAAGUUCUGCUUGCAGCUUGUAGGGGAAGGCUAAGUGAGGUGUCACUAAACUGGUCCCCUGGCUCUGCUAUGGUUGUGGUAAUGGCAAGUAAAGGGUACCCAGGGUCUUAUCAGGAAGGAAGUUUGAUUCAGAACCUUGAUGAAGCAGAGAACAUUGCUCCAUCUGUUAAGAUAUUUCAUGCUGGAACAGCACAAGACUCAGAAGGCAACUACGUCGCUAUUGGGGGACGUGUUCUUGGGGUUACUGCCAAGGGAAAAGAUCUUCAAGAAGCACGGGACAGAGCAUACCAAGCUGUUGAAGCAAUCGAUUGGUCAGGAGGGUUCUAUAGACGAGAUAUUGGUUGGAGAGCACUUCCUGAGAAACAAUUUGUAACAAAAGCAUAAAUUAAAUGAGAGAAAUGCAGAUUUCAAUUUAGAAUAAAAAACUUCAUACAUGGUUAAAAGAGAGUUGAUGUAUAAAUUUAACAUCAUUUAUCGAAGGAAGAAGGAAAUUUUUGGUUAAUA
Molecule: messenger RNA, 1904 nt
Organism: Ziziphus jujuba (common jujube)
Lineage: Eukaryota; Viridiplantae; Streptophyta; Magnoliopsida; Rosales; Rhamnaceae
Product: phosphoribosylamine--glycine ligase
Exons: 3
Coding region: 99-1784 (561 amino acids)
Biological process (GO): purine nucleobase biosynthetic process
Molecular function (GO): metal ion binding; ATP binding; phosphoribosylamine-glycine ligase activity
Source: RefSeq, a predicted model, not a curated record